UUUUUAUUUCGGAAGUAAAAUAAUUGUAUCAAAAGUUUUUCAAUAUUUUAUUAACGUUUUAAAUAUUUGAAGGAAAAAAAAUAAUUCAAAAUGAAAUUUUUAUUAAUUUUUACAAUUAUAUUGAUAUCUCUUCUUGGUCUUCUAAAUGCUGAAAUUCCAAAAGUGUGUCUCAAACCUAAAAAAAUUGGAUUCGGUAGAGCAAGCUUUCAUCGAUAUUAUUAUAAUACCGAAACUCAACAAUGUGAAUUAUUCACUUUUGGUGGAGGCAGUUCAGAAGGAGAAAAUAAUUUCGCUUCAAAAGAAGAAUGUGAACGAGAAUGCGGAACAGCACAUUAGUCUGGAAUUUUUAAAUGAGUGCGAUUAAAAUAUUAUUUUUAUUAAAUAUGACAUCAAAAAUUCAAUAUUUAUUUUUUCUGAAUAAUAUGUGAAUUGUUUUAAAGAAUUUACAAAAAUUAAAAAAAAAUUUACAAUGAAAA
This is a messenger RNA of Condylostylus longicornis, 476 nucleotides long. Its product is annotated as PI-actitoxin-Afv2a-like. The transcript is spliced from 2 exons. Gene Ontology annotation, molecular function: serine-type endopeptidase inhibitor activity. Bases 91 to 336 code for a protein of 81 amino acids. Lineage: Eukaryota; Metazoa; Arthropoda; Insecta; Diptera; Dolichopodidae. The record is from RefSeq and is a predicted model, not a curated record.